ACCUUCAACAUACGAGAGCUGAUAUUUUGCGAUAUUCACUUUUGAUUACGGUUUUGAAAUACAGAAUACAGAAUGGUUCACAUUAUUUUUCCACCAACAUUGACAGAAGAAGAAGAAAUUCUCAAACAGAAAUAUGCAAAAUUAAGAAAAAAGAAAAAAGCGUUAUUAGCUGCUAGAGCACCAAAACCAGAGAAAGAACAACCAAUCAAUGCACCAACAAAACGAGCGGCUCCAGAAAAUGCAGGAGAUGCCACACAACAAGCUAAAAAAUUAUUGAAGUUAGGGGCAAUUAAGAUAAAAGAAAGUCAGGAAAAGCAGAAUUUUAAAAGAUCAAAGAACUUUGAAAAGAGAAAGGACUCUGAGAAGCUUCCAGCUGUGGGAUUUCAACCAUUCGCAUUGUCACACCAGGAUGAGGAAGAAAAGGAGAAGAACAGACCAAGAGCCAGACCCCUAUAUGAUACCUUUGUAAGUGGAGGUACUGAGCGAGAAGGAGGGAGAGAGAGGGAACCGCCACCAAAGAAAGGACAUACAAUAUAUGUUAAUGGCAAUGGCAUCUCAGAAGACAUUCUUAGGAAAGCUUUCAAAGAUAUUGGUACUAUAUCACAUAUCACAAUGGAGAAAGACAAAAAUGUUGGUUUUGUAACCUUUGAGUCGAUGGAUGCAUCAGACAAAGCUAUAGCUGAGGUAAAUGGAGCUAUGUUUGAAGGAGUCCAGUUACGAGUUAGUAUGGCCAGGAGACAGCCAACAUUUGAUUCUCAGUCCAAUGAACCUCAGUCAACAGCUUCAUGGUCAACAAUAGCUGCCAGUUCAUCACAGAAAGGUAACCAUAGAGAUAGAAGAGGACAGGUGCAUUAUGAAGAUGAAGAUCUUUUUGGAUAAAAAGUGUUAACACAUGUGUGAAUAGUGUGAAAAUCUGUUUGGAUAGGAAGUGUUUACACAUGUGUGAAUAGUGUGAAGAUCUGUUGGUUAGGAAGUGUUUACACAUGUGUGCAUUGUGUGAAGAUUUUAAACAAGCAUUGAAUGAUCUGAAGAUUUAAAUCAUGUGUGAUUGGUGUGAAGAUCUAAAACAA
This is a messenger RNA of Mytilus trossulus (common blue mussel), 1070 nucleotides long. RefSeq names its product negative elongation factor E-like. Gene Ontology annotation, molecular function: RNA binding. NCBI's taxonomy places the organism in Eukaryota, Metazoa, Mollusca, Bivalvia, Mytilida, Mytilidae. Gene Ontology annotation, cellular component: NELF complex. The coding region runs from base 73 to 879 and encodes 268 amino acids. Gene Ontology annotation, biological process: negative regulation of transcription elongation by RNA polymerase II. The transcript has 10 exons. The record is from RefSeq and is a predicted model, not a curated record.